AUGGCCGGCAGAGGACGAGAGCUCACGAUGCCUGCGUGGAUGAAACAGCAGCAGCAGCAGCAAAUUAACACAGCUGCUCUCGGCUCCUCCUUCGCUCCUCCUCCUCCUCCUCAUGGCGGCGCGUACCCUCCGCUUCCCUACCAUCAACAAUACGAGCAGAUGAUACCUCCCUCAGCGCCGUCGCAGUUUACUGACGCGCCGAAGGGACUCGCGGACGGCUCUAGUCUCAAGCACGUGGACGACGACCGACGCCACAGUUCGCGCCGUAGCAGUCGCCACAGUCGCUCGCGCUCGUCGCGCCGUCGAGACCGCAGCCGUAGCAAGGAACGGCGGUCGUCCCGUCAUCGGUCGUCCCGCGACCGUCGCAGUCGAAGUCGCAGUCGUGAGCGAUCCGAGCGACGCUCGUCGAGACGUAGUCGCUCGCGGUCGUCGUCGCACGUCGUGCGUCGCCGCAAGAAAUCCAAUUUUGACGUACGACCGCCAGGAGUGACGGAAGAGAAUGCCGCAGCGUUCGCAGCGCAGGCCAUUUUGCAGCAAAACAUGGCAGCGCUGUCUGGCUCGGUCGAUUCGGCGUCGUUUGGCGUCCCGCCGCAGACUGUCAUGAUGCCCAUUCGAAAUGUCCCGCCGGUGCAACCAGUGUACGCCCAUGUGCACCAAACAAAUGCUGCAUACGGGAUCUCAGGCCAUUCUCAGCUGACACGACAUGCGCGCCGUCUGUACGUUGGUGGUAUUGGCGAAAUCUCAGAGCCAGAGAUUACCGUGUUCUUCAACGAUGUCGUUGACCGCGCACUGGGCGAAAAGCAGGAAGGCGGCUCUGUUGUGUCUGUCUACAUUAACCGCGAGCGCCACUUCGCUUUUGUGGAGUUACGCACGAUCGAGCUUACGACGGCCUGCAUGAACCUCGACGGCGUGUCGUACAAUGGUCAACCGCUGAAGAUCCGUCGGCCGAACGAUUACAACCCUGCUACUGUUCCCAAAGACCUAGGGCCAAUUCCACAGCUAAAUCUAGCUGCUCUUGGUAUUGUGUCGACCACAGUUAGCGAUGGUCCGGGUAAGAUUUUCAUCGGCGGUCUGCCGUACCAUCUGAACGAGGAACAGGUGAAGGAGUUGCUGCAAGCGUUUGGCCCACUGCGGUCGUUCCAUCUUGUCAAAGAGCUCAGUUCCAACCUGUCGAAAGGCUACGGGUUCUGUGAGUACAUGGACAUCAAUGUGACCGAUGCAGCAUGCAUUGGGCUGAACGAUAUGCGGCUUGGUGACAAGACGCUUACAGUACGUCGAGCCAUGUCCCAAGAGAAUGCGAAGGCUGUCGCCAGUGCUGCAGGGACAGUCAAUACGGGCUUGGAAAUGGGCCUUGAUCCAUCGCGCGCUGCGAUGCAGGCAAUCACUCUGGCAGGUAUACCGAGUGUACCGCUGGGUAUCCCCUCUCGUGUUAUCGUACUGCUGAACAUGGUGACACCGGAAGAGCUUGAAGAUGAGGAAGAGUACACUGACAUUUUAGAUGACAUCAAGGGCGAGUGCGAGCAAUUCGGUGCCGUGCCGUCGCUGUUGCUGCCACGCCCGCGUGAUGGGAUCCCCAGUGCCGUGGGUAAGGUCUUUGUUGAGUUCGGUGAUGUGCAGGCAGCCCAGAAUGCAGCGACCGAGCUGCACGGUCGUGGAUUUUCAAACCGAACAGUGGCGGUAGAGUUUAUGGAUGAAGGAAAGUAUGCGCGCCGGGAGCUUGCGUAG
This is a messenger RNA of Peronospora matthiolae, 1725 nucleotides long. NCBI's taxonomy places the organism in Eukaryota, Oomycota, Peronosporomycetes, Peronosporales, Peronosporaceae. The record is from the annotation of a GenBank genome assembly.